CGUCGUGCUACUCCAAUCAAGAUGGAUAUUGGCCGCCGUUUUGGUUACCAGAAUCCAAGGGCGGCGCGUGAGGAAACUAAACUCUCUCCAAGCCCAAGCCAUGUUUUCCCAUUUUUGCUUUGUUUCCUGUGAGCGUUUGGGAGCAAAAGAGCAGACGAUCGCCUUGGCCCGUGUUGGUGUGUGUUAUCAAUUAACUAGUUAUCAAGUGGGAAUAAAAAAAAAAGAAAAAGCAAACGAAAGGCGAAGGCUUCCCCCGCCAGCCAGUUAAAGCGCGGUGUCCCCCUCCCUGUCUCGUGAUGUCUUGGAGUAGUUAGUUAUUAUUCCUCCUAUAUUUCCAGUCCCAAGACGCCCGCGCAUUCUUCGUCCUUCAUCGCAACCCCUCCUUCGAUGCCGGUUUGACUUUGCCUAAAAUAAUCCCCCCCCCACCUCACCUGCUUGCUUCCCUCCAGCUCCUGUCUUCCCUCGCAUUACAGCGUAUUUUCCUCUUUACUUUUUUGUUUUUUGUUUUUUGUUUUUGUUUCUUGGAAUAGUUAAUAAUAAUACAUACCAAUCCAAGGACCCAGUGACCCGACCUUUGGCCCCAGCCGCAGCCUUGUCCAGUCCAAUAACCGUCGCCUUGCCUAUCCUAUCUAUCUAUCCCCCUUCCCCAGAUUUUCGAUUUCCACUCGCAGGGCCGCCCUCCCUUUCCCAUUCGAUUCCCCCAUCCAUACAGGCCAUACCCAACUCCCGUUCCUCCCGUUCCUCCCUUCCUCCCCCCCUCCCCUCCCCUCCCCUCCAUCGCUCGCUCUCCCUCUCUCUGUGUGUGUCCUCUCACCGCUUCCUAGCCUAUCAACGGCUAAGUUGGCGAGUCUAUUUCCUUGUUUCCAAUCGUUGCUCCCUUUUUUUUCCCGCCGGCCCCGCCCUACUCGAUUAGGAUUGUUCUGCCGGCCCCGAGAGCUGCAACCCUCCCCCUCUUGGAAUUUGUUUUUUAACUUGUCCGGAGUUAUCUCGUACUGCAACUUGGUAUCCGCUUUUUGCUGAUGCAAGAAGGCGGGACCCCCCCUCCCCCCCAAUAUUACUAUUCCUUCCCAGCUGAUGUGGAAGGGCCAAGAUAAUAAUUAACAAGAAAAUAAAUCCCCCGCCCAGCGUACGUAAGGAAAGGAGAGAGAAAGAUACAAAUCAAGCACUAAGACGCAAACGGGAAGCGGAAGAUAUUUGAUAUUAUAUACGUAACUAAGAAAAAAGAAGGACGAAAGAAGCCAGCGAAGAAAACGAAAGAAGGAUGCCAGCCUGACCCGCCCACCAUACUCUUCCUACUUCUUGCUACAUAUAUACUUCUACAUAUAUAUAUAUAUAUAUACCUUUUUUUUCAUCCCUAUAUUUCAUCCCCUGCCAUACUUCGUCGUCCUUUGUCCCUCAUCCUCUCUGCAAAAUCUACAACCUCUCUCCUCUCCCUUCCUAACUCCGCCGGAGUGAGUUAGGGCUUCCGGCGCUGACUCAGCUUCCGUCUUGCCCCAGCAGAGCCGCAAAUCAGUCGGCUGACUAAGCCCAGCAUACCGUACCUGCCCGUACCUGUCCGUACCGUAUCACGCCCGUACCUUACGCUGACCGUACCUGUACCGAUCCCAUACCCCGACGAACGCCGCCGACGCCCGCCAAAGUUCCCUGGUCUUGUCAUCCGCUUACCUCGCCUGUUCCUUCCCGUACAUCCUUACUCCGUACUGUUGUAUACACACUUACGCUUGUCUGUGUGGCUGCUUUUCUAUCGUCAUCGGGUUUUCUCCCUCGUCCGUCGCCUUUUUGCAACCUCACCUUCGCAUCCAUCCCCAUCCCCAUCCCCAUCCAUCCCCAUCCUCGCCCGUCGCCUCCAUCAUCCUUCCCAUCCACCCAUCCGCCCACCCAUCACCAUCUCCCGCACAUGUCGUCUCCUCCUCGUCCUUCUCCUCCGUGCCUGUCCUCGCUUGCCGGCUGCUAACGGCGAUAUCGCGCCCGCUAAGUCGGCCGUUUGAGUUCACCAACUGCUGCUGUUCCCACUAGUUACUGCUUGCUGCCUUUGGGCGCCGCGCAGCUCAGGUGCAGCUCCCUCUGCGACCCCAUCGCACCGUUGAGCAAAAAGGAUCUUCUUCACCUUGCAUCGCAUCGUGUGCGUCGCCAACACAUCACUAGCCAUCGGAAAGCUUCAUCCUCGGACUGGUCUCAUUCCAACGCCCUCACUAGAUUUUUUCACUGGUCUCAACCACCCGCGGCUUCCUGCUUACACAUCCGUCCCCUUGGACGCGACCCACCCCACCCAGUCCCUCCUCCCUCGUCCCCGUCCCGCCCCCUUCACUUCAUUCGUCGUUUCCUCCCACACUCUCUCUUCUCCACCACUCAGAACCCCCGCCGUCGCGGCUGUCUGGUCCAACCGGUAUCGUUCGCGCGCUUUUCGGUUAACUACCCGGUUCACUUUGUACCCGUCGAUCCUUGGCCCGCUCCACCUCCCCUCCUGUGUGGCACACCAUGUAUACUACUCAACAUCCCGUUUCCGCCCCGAUGAACGGCAUGGGUUCCGAUCUGAUUGAUGGUUCUGGCACUAUCAACCCUGCUGCUUUGAACACUCCUGUCCCUGUUUCGCAGUCUUCUCUUGCCGCGCCUUCCGCGACUACCACCUCCAAUGUCAACUCCAGCGCAAGCCCAAGAGGCACGAAACGAAGUAGACCAACAGAACAGUAUGGCGAUCAGCCUGCGGAAGGUGAAAUAGAGGAAGUCCCGGAUGAUCAUGGCCGUCGCAAAAGAGGUCGACCGCCCAAGACGCCCAAAGUCUCGUCCGCCACAAACCCGGCUGCUACACCUGCAUCGCAAAGGCCAAAAUCGUCCCCCGCUCAGACACAGAUUUCUCAUCUCCCUCCUCAGCCUAUCCCACAACAUGCCACGGCCACCGCACAGACGUCUACGCCAGCUAAAACCACACUCACCAAGUCACUAGUCAAGGCCCUACCUACCGUUAGAGACCAUACCACGGACCAGUUGGGGGAAGAAGGAGAUGAAUAUAUACCCAAAGAAUUCGACGAGAAUGGUGAAAAGAAAGUCGACGCGCUGGGUUACCCACAGGACAAACGCAAGUAUAAAUGCAGGACCUUCUGUGUGCCGAACCGCGGAAAGAAACUCUUCAUGCUGGCCACGGAAUGCGCUAGAGUGCUGGGAUAUCGAGAUUCUUAUCUUCUCUUCAACAAGAAUAGAUCACUCUAUAAAAUUAUUGCAAGCCAAGCAGAGAAGGAUUCCUUGAUUCAGCAGGACAUUUUGCCGUACUCGUAUCGUUCUCGACAGAUCGCGAUUGUGACAGCGAAAUCUAUGUUCCGUCAAUUCGGCAGCAGAGUCAUUCUUGAGGGACGGCGGGUUCGAGAUGAUUAUUGGGAGAGCAAGGCCCGAAAGCAAGGUUUUACUGAAGAGGAUCUGGCCGGCGAGAAACGACCAGGGGCUGCGAAGGCCAGAGAUGCGGCCGCUGCAGAGGCCGCAAAUGCGGGACUGAUACCAAAUUUGGGCCAGAGCGAUAUUAUAUAUAGCAACGGCCCUCAUAUUGACGGCAUCCCACCCGACAUGCCUCCGCAUCCAGCGAGUCUAACGCCUCUGCCCAUGAUUCAUUUGGCCCCAGCAGAUGAUCCUCGACUGAGAGAGUUCAACUCCAUACCUCGACCGAGACAGGAACCCACAGGGCAACCAUUCCACGACCGUACCCAACCUAGCAGUGGUGCAGAAAUAAUGAACCAUGCAUCUCAUACUGCCGACUUUAGCAAGAUUUUAAAUCAGCAACGUGGAUAUCGUGCGAAAGGACUUGACGAACACUGGAAUAAGAAGCGCGAUACCCCUCUGUCCAGUCAAUCGCCAGCUGGUCAAGUCGAGCACCCCCCAGGGGGCCAUCAGUCGCUCCAAUCGCCACAACUGACAUCUGGUAUGAUUAAUGCCAACCAACACCCAACCGUUUUGCCGCAUACGCAAAUGAUGACCCCUCAACAAUCCUAUUCUCAGCCUUCCCAUCAACAAAUGUCCAUACCCCAAUCUCCGCUGCGAGGAAUGCCGCAGGGAAUGCGCCCUGAUCAGCCUCAGCAUCGCUCAUCUAGCAUCUCCCUUGCUUCUCCCGGCUCAAGUCAAACCUCGCAGUAUCCUUACCCUCAAAAUCCACAACUUUGGGGUCAGCCACCUCCGCAACCACAGCCAUCCCCCCUGUCCGCGUCCCACUCGAUUGGAGUGCCACAAUACGCUCCACAGAUGCACCCGCAACAACAGCAAUCCCCUUCGCCGCAUCUACACAACACGCAACCACUCCACCAUUCCCAGUCUCCGCGCCACCAACACCGUGCUCCACCUUCUCAGCUUCACGCACAGACACCAUCCCAACAGCAGCAGCAGCAACAACAGCAACAACAACAGCAGCAUCAGCAGCAUCAGCAGCAGCAGCAUCAGCAACAACAGAAUCUUGCCGCUAUGGGUUACCCGGGUGUCUCAGCAGCUGCAUACUCUAACAUGGCAGCCACGCGCGCCAUGUACCCAUCCUCCCAAGGCCCUGCCGGCUCGCAGCAGUAUAUGUCCGGACCGCAAUCAACAAUGGGUAUGGGCAUGGGUACCAGUGCUUCCAUGCCGGGGUGGCCUAGCACCACGGCUGGAGGGUCGAUGCAACCUGGUGGACAGCCACAGCCGGGCUCAGGACCUGGUGGCUGGCCAUCGUCAUUUUGAAGAAGCUGUGAAGUGAUGGAUUGGGUAGGAAAUUUGUUUUUAUGUGAAACUCAAAAAGAAACGAUAGCUUGCCGGAACUUGCAUUUGUUUCUCACCAUAAUUUGUUCACUUCACUACUCAUACCUGGUUUUUGCUUUUCUUUCCUUUUUAUUCCCCAUCUUGACUCUUUCAUUGAUGGCUGUUUUGUUCCAUAUUCUCCCUGUUUUAUUUAUUUGAAACUCGCUUUUUCCCUUUUCGAGUCUGGGUUUUAAAAAUUGAUACCUCUAAUGCAAUAAUUUGUUCCUGAACAUAUAGAUGUAAUCACUAACCUAUUCUUUUUCUUUAUACACAACUGUUGACACUGCUUCUCACUUUUCUUCUACAAUUGUUUCUAUGUAUCUAUUCAACAUUUCCUUUCUUCAUUGCUACUUAUACUGUUGGUUCUUUUCACUCAUCAUAUCUUCAUUUCUCAUUUCUCUUGUUUCCCCCUUGAAAAAACAUAUUCAUCUUCACUUUUCUCAUCAUGUAUUCAUUUCCAUCAAUUCAUUCAUCUCUCAAUUUGGUAAAGCUUUUCCUUUCUUCUUUGUCUCUUCUUCUACUUUUCUUUUGAGUCACGCACACAUCCUCCCCCUUUUUCUCCCUCUUUUCCCCACCUCUGUUUUCUUUCUUCUUCGUUGCCUAUAGCAAAAUGUACAAGGUUUGUCUGUUACUUCUUGUCUCAUCAUUGUCAAAGUCAUUUCUUCUUUAUUACAUUUUUAUUUACUGCUUACUCUUUUCCACUCAUUAUCACAUUCUGUUCCUGCAACCUACUUUAUCUUAUUACUUUUUAACUUAGUAUUAGUGUUAUUACUUAAGUUCUUUUCUCUUCUCCUUUCUCUUCUUUUUUCUUCUACUAUAUACAUUUUUACUCUUGUGUUAAUUAUAUUUUAAUUCAUUCUUCUUUAUAUAGCUAUGUUCUGUUCUGUCAUCUGGAAUUUUUUCAUGAUAUAAUUUGUAUUAAUUGUAUCUAGUUUUUGUCUUACAUUUAUGGUUUUCUUUUCUCAUGUCUGUGCUUUAACUUUUCAUGUAUUCAUUCAUUCUAGUUUUUUUUUGUGUUUUUGAUGAUGGCUUUUUUCCCUUCUCUUUUUACUCUUCAAUAAAACAAAAAUGUGUUUCAGCUAGCUUGAUGCAUUUAUUGAUUGAGUCACUGAACUGAGUUUGAACUGAACCUUUUACUCUAUCAAAAUGUUACCAGAAGAAGCAAAGAAUAAAAUAAUAUUUUAUUUCUAUUAUAUACAAUGUGCCCGGUAGUAAGUGACAUAAUGCUAUUUAUAUUAAUAGAAUUGAGUAAUGCUGUAUUAUAAAGGUGUAUAGAUAUGAAGAAUUAAACAGCAAUAUUAUAUUCCGGGCGUAUACGCUGGUUGUAGAGAAGCAGUAAGAAGAUAGAUAGAUAUUGUAGACGUUUAUCAUAGAGUAG
Messenger RNA from Blastomyces gilchristii SLH14081, 6124 nucleotides. Its product is annotated as nuclear localization protein. The record is from RefSeq and is a predicted model, not a curated record. The transcript has 3 exons. Bases 2479 to 4689 code for a protein of 736 amino acids. Lineage: Eukaryota; Fungi; Ascomycota; Eurotiomycetes; Onygenales; Ajellomycetaceae.